Molecule: messenger RNA, 747 nt
Organism: Parathielavia appendiculata
Lineage: Eukaryota; Fungi; Ascomycota; Sordariomycetes; Sordariales; Chaetomiaceae
Exons: 3
Coding region: 1-747 (248 amino acids)
Biological process (GO): protein modification by small protein conjugation; protein lipidation; macroautophagy
Cellular component (GO): intracellular anatomical structure
Molecular function (GO): Atg12 transferase activity
Source: RefSeq, a predicted model, not a curated record
AUGGAACCCCCGUCCGACUUCCGGGCCUACCCCUUCCUGACCCCAGAAGAGUUCACCGAAGCCUGCCAUCACCUCGACCGGCGCUACUGCCAGGCGACGCUCGGCCCGCUGCGCAGACAGUGGAAACUACGCGUGGGUACGGCGCUCAACGCCACCGCCGCGUUCACCCUUGGCCCGGAGUACAGCACCUACCUGCAGAUAAUCCGACCGCUGGAGGGCGAGUUGGACGAUGGUGGGCUGACGGGCGUCUUGGAUGAGUUUUCUUUUGAUGGUGGGGAUGGGAAUGGGAUGGAGCUGGGGGAGCGCGAACGGGAUAGGGAGAUGGUUGAGGCGGAGGAAGCGGAUCAGCAGGAGCACCCGCAGAAACACGACCCCUUCCGAGCGGGAUAUGUUAGAUAUGAGAUCCACCUGCACCCGGUCUACCAGGCCCCCUGUCUGUGGUUCAGCCUGCACGAUCUGCCGGCCGGCGAGCAGGAGCAGGCGCUGCACAUCGACACGGUCUUCCGGCGGCUUGUACCGGAGCAGUUCAAGGCGGGCUUGCGAGCGAGCGUUGGGAGGAUCGGGGGUAUUUCAGUCGACCACCACCCAGUUACAGGCGUCCCCUGCUUCUUUGUCCAUCCCUGCCUCCUUGGUGAGGCCAUGGAGCGGUUUGACUGCUCCAAGGAGAACUACCUGAUGGUGUGGCUCGGCCUGGUGGGAGGCUGUGUCGGGCUGUGGGUACCGGCAGAGAUGGUGCUCAAAUCGUGA